Messenger RNA from Colletotrichum spaethianum, 1488 nucleotides. RefSeq names its product transcriptional adapter 2. Gene Ontology annotation, cellular component: nucleus; transcription regulator complex. Lineage: Eukaryota; Fungi; Ascomycota; Sordariomycetes; Glomerellales; Glomerellaceae. Gene Ontology annotation, biological process: positive regulation of transcription by RNA polymerase II; negative regulation of transcription by RNA polymerase II. Bases 1 to 1488 code for a protein of 495 amino acids. The transcript has 5 exons. The record is from RefSeq and is a predicted model, not a curated record.
AUGGCGCAUGCCCAGCUCGCGCAGCAGCGGUUAUUCCAGCAGCAGCAACAGGCACGUCAAGCGCUUAUGGCGCAACAGGCCUUCAACGCGAACAUGGCCGGCGUCAAUGGGAUGCCGAUGGGAAUGCAGAUGAACCCCAUGAACGCGGCUCAACUUGCAGCAAUGCGGCAGGGCAUGCGACCGGCACAGGCCCAGCCUCAAGGCCCUCCUCAGAUGGCUCCCCAACCUGGACCGCAACAGAUGAACCCCGCGCAGCAGGCCGCAGCUCAGGCUGCCGUUGCCAACAGCAUGGCUUUGGCUCAGCAAAGGAGGGAAGGGAUGAAGGGACACUGCCUGCUCAAGCUCAUGCAGUUCAGCGAACACUUGAGCGGCUUUCCCGGAUCCAAGGGCAAGGACGACUUGUCCUACUGGAACAGCUUCGUCAACCAAUUCUUCUCUACAAAGGGUGUUUUCCGCCACUCCGUACAUAUUACGGACAUCGAAGACCAGGCGGACAAGCAAUACGAAAUCACAUACCCCGCCCUCCCGCGAUACUUCCACACGCACUUCGACAGUGGUGUGAAGAAUAUGCAGUUGAUUAUGGAGAAGGGGACUACGGACAGGCCACUACCAGGCGAUGGCCACUGGAUCGAGAAUACCAAGUCGAGCCUUGUCUAUUGGUUUGAGAGCGGUUCCCACCUUGUUGCAACGGGUACUGUUAGAGCGCACUUUGAUGCAGAGCAGAAGAUCGAGCUCUUUGAGUUCUUGACCAGCAACCACGAAGAAUAUAUUUCUCGAAAGGCCGCUAUCGAAGCUGCGAAGCCUGUACACAACUGGGUCAAGGAGUGGCACAAGGUUAACUCCCAAGACAGCAAGGCUUCUCCGGAGAUGAGCAAGAAGGGUAAGGCCCGUCCCAUGAAGUCUCCGCAAAAUCCUCCGCCAGAAGCACUGGUGGAUCUCCCGGAGUCGGCAGUCAAGAGGGGCAUGGGUGUUACCGAAGCCGUCUUCCAAUUCCUCGAGAUCGCUGAAGUGAUCGGCCAAAUGAACCCUCUAUUCGCCUUUUACCACACCCACCCUAGCCUCGGCCCGUACGCUGCCCUGGAGCAGUACGUCGGCCAGAUCAACGCCGCACCGCAAAACAUGAAUGGCCAGCCCAUGCCUCAAGGCCCGAGGACACCCAGCUUUGGUCAGUUCCCUAUGGGGGCGAGCCCAGCACAGCCGCACAUGCAGCUGCCUGGCUCGCCUCAUGUCCAGGGCAGCCCUGCUCAAGGUCAUAUGCAGGCACCCGGAAUGCAGAUGCAGCAGAGCCAGCAAGGCACCAGCUCCAGCGGACCUAGUGCAAACACGUCUCCAGCUUCCAACAAGCGAAGACGCCCAUCCGGUGUCAAGAUGGAGGAGGACGGCUCCCAGGCCCCGACUCCAGGCGGUCCUCAAGUCAAUGGUGUUCAGAACAAGGGCAAGCCGCCUACGCCGCGGAUGGCAAAAAGGAUGAAGGGCAACCCGGCGUGA